UUAUUAUUAAUAUAUUCGACUUUUGACCAAAGCUCCGCUGAUCCAUCAUCACCCACACCCCCCGUCUUCCAACUCGCAGGUCUGUGUAUAUAUAACACGAAAAUCAUAUGAAGUUUUGUAUACUUCGGGAAGACACCAGCUUGAGUUAGAGAGAGAUCAAAAAUGGAGAGAGGUCGAAGUAGCUUGGACGUUAGUAACAAGAAGGACGAGGAACUAGAAGUUGUACUCCCCGGGUUUAGGUUCUAUCCGACGGAUGAAGAGCUCCUAGGGUUUUAUUUACGUAGGAAGGUCGAGGGCAAGCUCCUCCGAGUAGAUCAGCUUAUCAAGCAUAUCGACAUCUAUAAAUACAAUCCAUGGGAUCUUCCAACAGUGAAUGGGGGAGACAAAGAAUGGUACUUCUUCUGCAUGAGAGGGAGGAAGUACAAGAACAGUGUGAGACCAAAUCGGGUGACGGGAUCGGGAUUCUGGAAAGCCACUGGCAUCGACAAGCCCGUAUAUUCGACCAAGGAAUCCCAUGAAUGUGUCGGACUCAAGAAGUCCCUCGUCUACUACCGCGGAACCGCCGGUAAAGGCACAAAAACUGACUGGAUGAUGCAUGAAUUCCGACUGCCACCAACCGGAAAGAGUGGCCAUUUGCCCAGCAAAAGAAUCAUUGCUGAAGAAGAAGCUGAAGUUUGGACCCUCUGCAGGAUUUUCAAACGGACACCGGUGCCAUCAAGAAAAUACAUCCCAGAAGGGAAAGACAAAAAGCCUGAUGCGAUCAAGGACACAAUGAUUAUCAGCACUACAAUGGAUUCCAGUUCUAAAUCUUGUAGCUUCGACUCCGACUAUGGUGAGCAUUACCUGAGCUUCGGAGACUCAGUCAUCAACCAGCAGAAAGAGAGAAAACCCAUGACGGCUGGCGGACAGCUAUAUUGUUGGUCUGGAAAUUAUUCGAACUCGGAGCCUUACAAGAGCUUUUGGGAUGUGAAUGAGGAUCAGGAUUUCUUCGCAGAUCAGGAGUUGGAUGAACUAAGAUCAGUCGCACACAGAGCCAUUAGUUCGUCUCAGGUUUACGGUUAUGAUUUCAGCUAGAUAGGUGUUUCUUUCUUUUUGAAAAAGGCUUAGGGGGCCAGAAGAAUAGAAAUAAAACAAUACAGAAACUCCCUUUUAUCAGCGAAGAUGAAGAUAGGUGUUUAAGGUAAUAUUGCAUUGUCUGAUGUCCCACAUAUUAUACCCGAUCGAACUAUGUUUGAGAUGUAAUGUAACAUUAAGGAGCCAGCAGACGGCAUUGCCAUAUGUAUUGUAUAUAUACCUUCGCUUCUUACGAGGGGCCAACUUUUCGUGUCCAAA
This is a messenger RNA of Punica granatum (pomegranate), 1332 nucleotides long. The record is from RefSeq and is a predicted model, not a curated record. NCBI's taxonomy places the organism in Eukaryota, Viridiplantae, Streptophyta, Magnoliopsida, Myrtales, Lythraceae.